UCAUGGAGAUGAAAUAUGAUACUAGUUAAUAAUUUGGAUUUAUUCGCCUCAGCUGACACAUUCAACAGCAGACAGGUUUUUGUCACAGUCACAUUCACUGUGGGAGGAAACUGGUACCUCAUCUUUGGCUCUGGAACUAAACUGUAUGUAGUUGAGCAGGUAGUGAAGCCCGUGGUGAGCGUGUACCCAGCAGCCCACCUGGAGGGGAAGAGCUCCCUGCUGUGUCUGGCCUCAGCCAUGUCUCCUCCUGUGGUCCAGUUCUCCUGGAAAAGACAGAAGAAGAACGGCACGCUGGAGGAUCUGCCCCCUGCUGAGGGAGAGCAGCUGGAGCUCAGAGAGCCGGGACGCACCGCCUCCAUCCUGCUGCUCCAUCAGCAAGAGAACAGCACAGAUAAAUACCGCUGCUACGUCAAGCACGAGGGGGGAACAGUGGAGGCCCAAACAGAACAAGAGCUUCCAGCUCCAGCAGCCUCCUGUCCUCCAGAGAGAGAGCCAGCAGACCUGCCAGCUCUGCAGCAAGCUGACUUGUCCUUCCAGUCUCAGUACCAGGUGAAGCUGCUCUGUGUGCUGUACACAGUGCUGAUAGUGAAGAGUCUGGUGUACUGCUGUGGACUCUCUCUGCUGAUGAUCCUCAGAAACAAGGGACCGUCCACCAACUGCACACAUGCUGACUGACUGUUUUCUGCUCGCCUUUUCUCACCAUCACAUCUCAUCAAUUCAUCUCAUUUAUCACUUUGAUCAGUGUUCACAAAUGUCACUUAUGACGUGUUGUGCUUGGUUUUACAUUUUCUGUCUUUAUGCACAAGUUAGAUACAGUUGUGCUGAAUAUAUAAAUACAUAUAUACACAUAUAUAUUUACAAAUUAAACCUUA
Messenger RNA from Thunnus maccoyii (southern bluefin tuna), 872 nucleotides. RefSeq lists its product as uncharacterized. Lineage: Eukaryota; Metazoa; Chordata; Actinopteri; Scombriformes; Scombridae. The record is from RefSeq and is a predicted model, not a curated record. The coding region runs from base 16 to 675 and encodes 219 amino acids. The transcript has 5 exons.